GAAACACCCUGGGGCUGGUACGCAAGAACUUCAUAGAGCUGAAUCUCUUUUCAUAAGCCUUGAGCGAUCUUUUAUAUCUCCUUUAUAUCCUUGACUUACCAAAAGACUCACAUAGCUCAUUUAACCCUCAAUCCGUGUUCCAAUGUUCAUCCUGACGAAGAUCGCCGACUUGGUGCAAAUUGCGCCGGAGGAUUUCUCCAAGCGCAGCAUAGACGCAAUCGAAGACAAUAUCAAUGCCAAAUACUCUAAUAAAGUUAUUCAAAAGAUUGGACUUUGUAUCUGCUUGUACGAUUUGCAGUGGGCUUCGGAAGGUCUUAUUGGCCAUGGAACAGGCUUGGUGAACGUGAAUACUGAGUUUCGAAUGGUCGUAUUCCGUCCCUUCAAAGGUGAAGUCAUGAUUGGCAGAAUACGAAGCUCUACACCCGCAGGCAUCAAUCUGAGAACAGACUUUUUCGACGAUAUCUUUGUGCCAUUUGAGGAGUUACCAGAGGGUGCUGAAUACAACCACAGCGAACAACUCUGGAUCUGGAAUCUCGACGAGGAUCGACUCUUCUAUGAUAACCAUGAGAUGGUUCGCUUUCAAGUGAUCGAUGAAGAGUGGCAUGACCAAGCCCCUGCUGGACCAACACAAGCCGAAGACUCACCUUUGAAAACUCCGUACCGCAUCAAGGCCAGUAUGGCAGCUGAAGGAUUAGGCGUAUGCCUCUGGUGGGAUGGAGCAUAGUGUUGGAUAAUGGACUGAGGAAUUAUGGAAGAACUUGGGCCCAGGAAAAAUAUGUCACCGCGUUUUAUUUGGCGUAUGUACAUUUGCUCGUUCUAUGAAUCUACGAUUUGAUACCCGCCAACAGACGUUCCUCAACGUUGUCGAGCACAGAGUAGUGCUCCACAACGUUCAAGUUCUCAAUCUCGGCCACGAAC
Messenger RNA from Fusarium verticillioides 7600, 918 nucleotides. Its product is annotated as DNA-directed RNA polymerase III subunit RPC8. The record is from RefSeq and is a predicted model, not a curated record. Gene Ontology annotation, cellular component: RNA polymerase III complex. Bases 143 to 724 code for a protein of 193 amino acids. The transcript has 5 exons. NCBI's taxonomy places the organism in Eukaryota, Fungi, Ascomycota, Sordariomycetes, Hypocreales, Nectriaceae. Gene Ontology annotation, biological process: DNA-templated transcription; transcription initiation at RNA polymerase III promoter.